AUGUCGAGCUUCAUGAAACACGCGAGAGACGUCGCCGCUGGCAAGGGUCUGCAAAACGACCAGACAGUUUCUCCUGAACAGCCGCCACACACGCCUCAGGUUACACCCCUAGAAGUCCUCUGUCUCGCCAUUGCCAUCUUUGUUCUUGCGUGUAUCCUCGGUUUCAUUGUCCUGAUUGGUAUCAAAACUAGGCGCUCCCGCGCACAACAUGAGGCCAAUAGCUUUCCGGAGAGCAAUGGUCGGGAGAGAUGGGAUGCACACGACACAACACAGGUUUUCAUCAACGGCGUCCAGCGACGGAGCGACUCGGUGGCGGGACAAGAGAGAAACGAGUUGAGUCUCCUCGAGAGGGACGAUACGGCAUCCCUUGCACCAAAGCACAUCUUCAGGCCUUGGAGAGCCCCCGCUAAUGAGCGUACCAGCGGGAUCGGAAAGUUCGACGGCACAUCGACGGGGCUUUCCAACGACACAUCCCGGGAAUUAGAACAGCACUCCAUGGCCGACACUCAAGGGUCGAUUGGUCCGAACGCUGAAUGUUUACCCGCACAUUGUGGCCGUAGACCAUCGAGGCGCUUCGACGAGCAGGGUGUGAACGGGGGUUCAGGACCAACGCCCCAUCCGUAG
Molecule: messenger RNA, 624 nt
Organism: Colletotrichum abscissum
Lineage: Eukaryota; Fungi; Ascomycota; Sordariomycetes; Glomerellales; Glomerellaceae
Exons: 1
Coding region: 1-624 (207 amino acids)
Source: RefSeq, a predicted model, not a curated record